Molecule: messenger RNA, 2277 nt
Organism: Lytechinus variegatus (green sea urchin)
Lineage: Eukaryota; Metazoa; Echinodermata; Echinoidea; Temnopleuroida; Toxopneustidae
Gene: pde12
Product: 2',5'-phosphodiesterase 12-like
Exons: 7
Coding region: 124-1968 (614 amino acids)
Biological process (GO): nuclear-transcribed mRNA catabolic process, deadenylation-dependent decay
Cellular component (GO): mitochondrion
Molecular function (GO): protein binding; 3'-5'-RNA exonuclease activity
Source: RefSeq, a predicted model, not a curated record
CAUGCAAGGAUCUACAUGGUGAAUGACAUUUAGGCCUAAACCGGAUGUUUUUGUUGCAAUUUGACGUUGCAAUACAAUAGCUGAUUAACUGAAAGCUCAGGAGCUUUACAUGUACACAUCUUGAUGAAGUUGCUUCGAAUUAUACGCAACACUUUGGCUUUGAUUGUCCCCGGCGGAAGACCCAGUCCACUCGCGUCACUGCAGCCAGCGCCAGCGGGGAGGUCUCUUCUUGACAAGAUGGGGAGGGCUUACGUAAGGUGCGUGGAAGGAGAAGAGCAUAUGAACAUAUCCUUUUCAUACAGAAACAAACAGAGCAGUUUAAAUCGCCCAAUGAAUGAAGCUUUAGAAAAAUCUCUCACACGCAUCCAGAGUACUCUAAAGAAACAUUUGGAUAAAGAAAUGAAGAAAAGGAAGAAAAUGAAAUUGGAUGACUCUGCUUCUAAUUCUGUUUUGAUGAUGAAUGCAGAUGAGUUGGAUAUAUCUCUAGUGUCUAAUGAAAAUGAUCCCAUUGAUGUUGAUGUUCUGAAUGAAAGUGCAUGGAGAGAUGGAGCAGUGCUCACUGUUGGUGACAUUCAGUACGAGGUAUGCAGAAAUUUUCCAACCAUUCAACGACUUCAUCUGCCAUCGUUUGUAUUAGUCGGUUGUCCUGUGUUUCCACGCAUUACGUCAGAGUUUACCAAAGGAGAACAGUGUAGUUAUACUUGGUUUCGCGAAGUUAACAAACAAGUUGGUGAUAAAGAUAUGAAUGGCGCUACAGAUAAUGGAGAUUAUCCUAACUGGAUAAAGGUAGGACAGCAGAAGACGUACACUCCAACUUCACUUGAUGUUGGGUCAAAGUUGAAAAUAAUAUGCACUCCGAAGAAUGGUGAGAAAGUUGGAGAAGAAAAAGAGUGUGUCACCAUGAGAGCAGUCAAGUGUGGACCAGAAGUGUACCCAUUUCAGAAGCGUCAUGAGUUCACUAAGGAUAAGACUUCACCAGAUUGUCUACGGAUCUUUUCUUACAACAUUCUUGCUGAUAUGUAUGCUGAUUCAGACUUCUCACGUGACUACCUCUACCCCUACUGCUCAACCAUAGCGCUUGAUAUUGACUACAGAGAACAGCUUCUACUAAAGGAAUUAUCAGGUUACAAUGCAGACAUUCUUUGUCUUCAGGAGUGUGGCAAGAAGUUAUUUCAGUACAGCUUGGAGCCCGCCCUCAAUGACCAGGGAUAUAAAGGCUUGCUUAUCUGUAAGACAAGACAGACACCAGAAGGAGAGGCACUUUUCUACAAGGAAGAUAGAUUUAGGUUGAUUGAUCAGCAUGACAUCUCACUAGCUGAAGCUUUCCAGGAGGAACCAUCGAACAAAGACCUGGUAGAAGCUGUCUCAAAAUCAAAGGCUAUGCUAAAUCAAGUUAUCACAAGAAGCAGUGUAUUGCAGGUUACUGUAUUGGAAGAUAUUCAUUAUCCUAGACGAAGGAUAUGUGUAGCCAACACCCAUCUGUAUUUCCACCCUCGGGCGGGUCAUAUACGAUUGAUACAGACCAUUACCAUCUUGAGACAUCUCCAUAAGAUUCAACAACAGCACUUGGAGAAGAAUCCAGACAUUGAAUUGGCAAUGGUAUUCUGUGGUGAUUUGAACAGUUCCCCUACAUGCCCCGGUGUGUAUGAGCUCAUCUCCAAGAAACAUAUACCAGAGAACCACGUUCAGUGGUAUUGUGGAGGUAAAGAAGAGUUCUGUGGUGGAAUGACCCUGACGCACUCUCUUGAUUUCACCAAUGCCUGUACCAGUCAGGAGUACACCAACUUUGUAGCAGGGUUUGUGGCUUCUCUUGACUAUGUACUCAUCGAUAGUAAGCACCUGGAAGUCGUCAGGGAAAUCCCCAUGCCUGAUCAUGACGAUAUCACAGCACACGUUGCUCUACCGAACGACGUCUUUCCCUCGGAUCAUCUCGCGAUAGGCUGUGACGUCAGGUGGAAGAAUUCUUGAUGGUUGUCAAAGUUUACCGUUUGAAGCCGUAAGAAGAUUGGGUCUUUGCUAAUGGAUUGAACUCAAUCCCAUACUGCAGUAAAUUAUUACAUGCAUCACAAGUAGGCAUAAGGUUUUGUUGAAUAAAAAUACUUGCCUUUGCAGAUAUCUUCAGAAACUAUGAUCAUAUUAACCAAUUAGUUACUAUUUGAAUUCAACUAGUUAGAUUCAUGAUGUCUAUGACUGUUCAUAAAAGAUUCCUGGAGACCCUGAGUAAGGUUCUUAAAUGUUAAGCUGGAGCCUGGACUAAUCAGUUUUUGGUCCACUCUA